Molecule: messenger RNA, 1967 nt
Organism: Eremomyces bilateralis CBS 781.70
Lineage: Eukaryota; Fungi; Ascomycota; Dothideomycetes; Eremomycetales; Eremomycetaceae
Product: phospholipase D/nuclease
Exons: 3
Coding region: 164-1780 (538 amino acids)
Biological process (GO): cardiolipin biosynthetic process
Cellular component (GO): mitochondrion
Molecular function (GO): CDP-diacylglycerol-glycerol-3-phosphate 3-phosphatidyltransferase activity
Source: RefSeq, a predicted model, not a curated record
UGGAGUUCCGAUGUCCUCGAAAUAGAAUUGCCUGCACUGUUUUAUUUGAUUUUUUCUCUGAUACAGUCGCUCUAUUACAAAAGUAGUGGCAUGUUAUUAAUGCACUAUAAUGAAAGUUGAAUGUCGAUAAACGGAGUUUUCCUUCUCUCUUCUCUCAUUUACCAUGAUAUCGCGCAGUGCUGUCCCCGUCCUUCGAGCCGCCCGCCGCAUCAGCUCAUGUCAUUUCUCCUUCAAAAAUGUUCCAAUUCGUGUUCGGAAACUCUCUUCCUCGUCAACAUCAAGUACCCUACCGGUGCAACCGUCAAGUUCUAUCGCAGCGGUAGGGACAUUGACGAACGAGAUCGACAAGCUUGCUCCUCGCUUUGAGCUUGAUGGAUCACAAAUUCAGAUCUUGCGGACGCCAUCGGAGUUCUAUGAGACUCUGAAGGAAAAAAUCAAGCACGCGAAGAGGAGAAUAUUCUUAUCGACCUUAUACAUUGGCAAGACAGAGCAUGAACUAAUUGAGACGUUGAGAGAAUCUCUCAAAGCCAAUCCAGAUGUGACCGUCUCCAUCCUCACCGACGCCCUUCGCGGCACGCGGGAGACCCCCGACCCUUCCACCGCAUCACUACUCGCGCCGCUGGUCGCGGAAUUUGGGGAGCAGCGCGUGGAGAUCCGCAUGUUCCACACGCCCAACCUGACCGGCGUCCGGAAACGCGUGGUCCCCAACCGCAUUAACGAAGGAUGGGGGCUGCAGCACAUGAAGCUCUACGGCGUCGACGACGAGCUCAUCAUGUCCGGGGCGAACUUGUCCAAUGACUACUUCACGAACCGCCAGGAUAGGUACCACGUCUUCGCGGAUCGUGAGGUCGUGAAGUACUAUUCUGCGCUCCAUGAUGCUGUGUGUUGCAUUAGCUUUCGGAUCCGCCCGGGUCCCGAUACCUCAGGUGGUUAUACCAUGUCUUGGGAGCCGACAAACGCCGCUCCAUCUCCCCUGGAGGGACCAUCAAAAUUCAUCGCCGCCGCCUCAAAGUCCCUGCAACCCUUCACGUCCGUCUCCUCCCAAAUCGUCACCCAACCCCCCCAAACCAAAGGCGCACUCAGCAGCGGUUCGAAAACCGUCCUGUAUCCCCUCGUCCAGCUCACCCCUCUCCUAAAUCCCGACACCUCCACCGAACUCCCGGCCCUCCGUCUGCUCCUACGCAGCCUCGCCUCCCCCGCUUUCGCCGGCCACUCCUGGACCUUCACCGCCGGCUACUUCAACAUGACCCCCGAGACCCGCGACCUCCUCCUCCGCACCAACCCCUCCCACGCCACCGUCGUGGCCGCCAGCCCGUGGGCGAACGGAUUCUACGGAUCCGCCGGUGUGAGCGGGAUGCUCCCGGCGGCCUACACCCUCCUUGCGCGGCGGUUCGUGCGCGCGGUGAAGGCGGCCGGCCGGGGCGAGCAAGUGCGUCUCAAGGAGUGGCGGAAGGGGACGGUCGGGGAGAAAGGCGGGUGGACGUACCACGCGAAGGGGCUGUGGGUGACGAUGGCGGGGGAGAAGGCGCGAGGGCCGAGCAUGACGUUGGUGGGGAGCAGUAAUUAUACGAAGCGGAGUCAUCAAUUGGAUUUGGAGGCGAAUGCGCUAAUCGUGACGCGGGAUGCGGCACUCAUGAAGCGGCUGGGAGAGGAAGAGACGUGGUUGCAGGAUCAUGCGAAGGUGGUGGAGGAAGGGGAGUUCGAGCGGACGGAACGACGUGUCGGACUACAUGUAAGAAUAGCCAUGCUCCUCGUGAGCGCACUGGGCGGGGCAUUGUAAACUCGAUUCCAAUGUGACGCUCCGAGCCUCCGAUUCAUCCGUGGCCGAACGACACGUCGAAGUCACAAACAAGGCCCGUCGCCAACCUUCCUAUACCCACCAAGCGCCUCUACCCCCCCAACCAACGGCAACUGUAUCGCCACUGUCUGCUGCCGCAACGGAUACUCCGUGACGUGCCCCCGACCCG